Molecule: messenger RNA, 2139 nt
Organism: Zasmidium cellare ATCC 36951
Lineage: Eukaryota; Fungi; Ascomycota; Dothideomycetes; Mycosphaerellales; Mycosphaerellaceae
Exons: 1
Coding region: 1-2139 (712 amino acids)
Biological process (GO): regulation of transcription by RNA polymerase II
Molecular function (GO): DNA-binding transcription factor activity, RNA polymerase II-specific; RNA polymerase II cis-regulatory region sequence-specific DNA binding
Source: RefSeq, a predicted model, not a curated record
AUGGCAACGUUUUCUGCCGUCAACAAAGACCUGACAGUGCCAGAAGAUGGACAGUCUGGUCAAGCGCAAACACCAACCACCCCAACACCUACCACGGGUCUGCUAGAUCAUCCCGAGAACGACAUGAACGCCGACGAGUCGUCGCCGAACACACCCACGAGGCACAGCUUCGGUGGCUUGCCAGGCCAGAAGCCUUUACCAGACGAACCGAUCACACCCGCCCAGUCGCAAGACCAGCCGCAAGAGUCGAGUAAUUCGGUAAAGCGAGAUGCAUCACACCGCUCCGCAAAGUCGGAGAGCCAGUCAAUAGACGUCGAAAUGGGGGAGGCGAACGAUGAAGAUGGCGCAGAAGACGACGGUUCGGACAACGAGAGCGUUACCAGCGAAUCGCAACGGCCCUCGAAGAAGAAGAAAGGGCAACGGUUCUUCUGUACCGAGUUUCCACCUUGCCAGUUGAGUUUCACCCGCAGUGAGCAUCUGGCUCGACACAUCAGGAAACACACGGGCGAACGGCCGUUCCAAUGUCAUUGUUCAAGGCGUUUCUCUCGCCUGGACAACCUGCGGCAACAUGCGCAGACUGUCCACGUGAAUGAGGAAAUACCAGGGGACUCGCUCGCAGCAACGAGCACACGAUUUCAACGCCAGAUUCGAACCGACCGAGUGCGACCACCUGGCAGUCGCUCACGUGCGUCGACUCUUGGUAGUAAUGGGGGACACUCGAGAGGACACAGUCGAAACCUGUCCACGUCUAGCAUCGGAUCUACGACUUCCAGUGUCGGUGUGUCGGAAGAUACUCGACGACGACCGCAGCCCCUGGCCAUGGCAAAUGACCCGUCUGCUCGCGCGAGACUGUCACUCGAGACAUACAACAACGGCAUGGGUGGCAGUCCAAGCCAACAAUACGUCUACUACAAUCAGUCUCCGACGGGAUACAGCACGCCUACAUCUCAAUUCUCUGCCGGAGCGCAGAGUCCACGGUUUCAAUCAGGAAUGGCAUCGCCAGCUUCGACUUUGUCAAGGUCUUCCUUCUAUAACGGAGCACGUGCGCCAGGACGAAGAUUGUCCGUCCCUUCUGGGCAGAAUCCGUUCCAAAACCAGAAUGCAACAUACCCCAUGCCAUACUUCAGCCCCAUUCCCUCGGGACAGUCGGCAAACUUCUCCCAAAAUAGCAGCGUCUUUGCCAGUCCAACCAGUUCUGUUUUCUCACAAGGACGCCGAGAAUCUGAGACGGAGAUGGAGUAUCGAAGAAGGACGUGGCAUCCCAGCAGCAACUCGCAGUAUGCGCAGAGACCGGCCACGAGCGGAUUGACGUAUCAUCAGACCCCGGAUGAACCGCGACCGGCAUUCACUCAGCAACAGGCUGCGAGCCAGAUGACCCGACUCCCUGGGAUUGAAAGUUUUGACCACGCUCCGCCUCCAGGGCCUCGUCAGCAGUCCAGCCCAAUGAUGGUCGAUGCUUCGCCAAGGCCACCAAGUUCAAGCCGACCAUCUGACGCUGGACUUCAGCAAGGCCUAACAAGGCUCGACAUCGCUGCUGCAAAUGGUCCUGCUGAGGGACAAUGGCAAGUAACCCAGCCAGCACCGCCUCAGCAACAGCCUAUCUACUUCAACCAGCAGGCUCCAGUACCCCAGCAGCACUAUGUCCAGCCCCCGAAGCACAUGUCGAUGCCAGAGCAGCCUGUUACACCGCGAAAGAACAAGCGAAACGCAUGGUAUGGCGGUCCGAUCACUCCGUCGCACGGCAGUCAAGGCAUGUACGGUAUACAGCGUCCUUCUCCCGAGGAUUCUGGCAGUAGUGAUGGUGUGCCUACACCCUCGACGUCCCAAGUCAACGAGUACAACCCUGUCAUUGUCAACCCCAACGGCAUGGCAGAGUACCCUCCUGGCACGGCAAUGACCACGGACGAACAAAAAGUCUACCAUCAAUCCACCGACCACGGACGUGCUGAUUCCGGAUACCAAACCUACAUGCAGGCCCAAAGCCAGCCACCACAAACAUAUGCCCUGCAGUCCGGACAUGACCCUCGAUUUGCCCAGGCAAACUACAGCCAAGCGCCCAACAACGACAUGGCCAAACUGGAAGCCCUGGUCGCAGUCGCCACCAGCGAGGGCAACAGAGCCGCCGAGCACAGGUCUUGA